Benincasa hispida (wax gourd) is the source of this 1102-nucleotide messenger RNA. NCBI's taxonomy places the organism in Eukaryota, Viridiplantae, Streptophyta, Magnoliopsida, Cucurbitales, Cucurbitaceae. The record is from RefSeq and is a predicted model, not a curated record.
CGGUCUCGUAGAAGCAAACGCGUGGCAUGUACUCUUUUAACAAAUCCCCCCGAUUACAAUUCAAAACUCGCCACGUCCUCUCCAAUAUAUCAACCGUUACUGACGUGGCACCGUCUUCCUCGUGAUUGAAAAUUAAUAGACGCAUAAUGUGGGUCCACGUCCACGUGUCAAAAUCAAGUGGGAUAUAUUGUUUUGCUUACAAUGGUAGGGCAUGCACCAGAUUCAUUCCGGCAAUCUAUAUAAACAAAAUCCCAUUUCAUUUUGAGUACCCGAAUUUUGGUUGGUGAAAUCAGAAAUGAUUUGAGAAGCCCUAAAUCGAAAGUUUUCAUUGAAAUUAUGAGCCCUCAACCACAGCAGCAGCUCCAUGGAAAGAGGGAUAAUCAGAAUCAGAGCAUCAACAAUGGCAAUGGUAAUGGCAAUAAACCAUUGUGUCCACCUCCAUUGAAGAUCAAUAAGGAUUCUCAUUUGAUCCGAAAAUCUUCCUCUUCUUCAAAUACUUCUUCUCCUUCUUCGUCUUCAUCUUCCACUACCUCUCUUGUCAAUGGCGUUAAGCCGCCUCAACGGCAUCCGGUGAUUAUAUACACGCAUUCUCCAAAAAUUAUUCAUACACAUCCUCGAGAUUUCAUGGCGUUGGUUCAAAAGCUAACCGGAAUGUCUCGAUCUGAUGAUGAAGCUUCUACAAAGGCGACCACGAAAUCCGUCGAUGAGAAUAAUAAAGGGUCUAAAAAAGCUGUUGUGAAUGACGAUAAUGAAUCGUCUUCUGUUGUGACGACGGAUGAAAAUUGCUGCGGCGGCGGAAGCGGUGUGGUGGAAGGUGGUCAGGUUAAUUCGUGUUUUGGUGCGGCGAUUUUUGAACCACCGCCGCCACCACCUCCGCCACAACUAGCGAAUUCUUACCUAACGAAUAUUCCGGUUUAUAGGCCGAAUUCGACGGAGUUUUUGUGCACUAAUCAACCGUCGUUUUUUAACUACGAUGAUUCUUUGCUUUUUGGUGCGCACAAUAUUCCUUCUCUUUCGUCCAACGGAAUCAAUGAUUUCUGCGAAUAUAGCGAAUUUUAGAAUGAUUUUUCUUUUUUAAUUUACUUUAAAUAGUUGAGUUUGG